AUUACAAUCAAAGCUGUAGGAUUAUCGUCUGUUCGAUGUUUAUGUUUUGAAUCGAAAUUUGAUUUGUAAUUUUUUUCGUAGAGAGUUUGAUUUCUCUUAUUUGUUUGAGUGGAAACCACAAUCUGCGGAAGAAAAUGGAUAUGGAGGAGAGAAUCUCCACCUCUACCAAAAAGAAGAUGGAUUUGGAGGGUUUAUCAGUAAUCUGCAGCGAUCUCGGUGUUCCCGAGGAAGACGACGAUAUGAGAAGAAUUGGGUACACCAAAAGUGACUACUGUCUAGAUAAUCUGAAAGACUUGCUGAGAUUUUUGAGACGCGAUGAUCCUCAGAGCAGAGAAGUUUUCAAGCAGGUCUGUGCGUGGAAUAUAGUCUCGAAAGAUUUGAUUCCGAUCAUUGAGCAUUACCAAGAUGAGCAAAACUUAGUUUUGAAUGCAGUUAAGGUGCUGGUGUUUCUCACCAUGCCUGUAGAGCCUGAUUCUGAUGAUAUUCCUCAGCAGAUUGAGUAUCUGUGGGGAUUGAAAUCUGCCAUUACUUUCAGCAACAUUGUUGCAGUGAUUGUGUCUUUGCUAGAAACCCCUCUCGAGAACUUAGAAUCAGAUGAGUUCAACGAGGAAGAUUGGAAACUGGUUCAGCUUGUGCUCACUCUGUUCAGGAACUUACUGGCUAUCCAUGAUAUCUCGCCGCUUCAAAAGGCUGGAGAAUCCACUUGUUACUUACUGUCGCUGAGGGAUCAGUUUCUUGAACUCCUCUCCUGUGAAAACGUGAUGGACAUUUUUCUAGUAAUCACUCAGGCUAUCGAGGGCUUCAACAGUUUGUUGAGACAUGACAACUUGCUUCUGCUAGAGAUUUAUCACUACAUUCUCUUGGGUCAAGACAUGGAGCUCAUUGCAAAGGCACCUGAGAAGUUGGGUCAAGGAAUAAAGGCUUCUGUAGAUAGUUUGAAGAAAUUAAUGGAGGAAGAGGAAGCCAAAAGAAAGCUUGCAAGACUCAACAAAGCGAAUCAGCGUCAUUCACAAUUUGGUGGGACAUUCACCCGUGUUACCAUGGGUGGUACUAAAGCUGUACUGAAGGGAAUACCUUCUGCUAAGGAGAGCACAAUACUAAAUCCUCACAAAGGUCGUGGAGCCACAGAAAAGAUUGUCUGGGAACAUGGACCAAUGUCCGUGACAAAUGACAAUGUUUUGAAGUUGCUGCAUGAUUUCAUCAAUCAGUUUAUGUCAGGAGGAUAUAAUGUUUUGAUGCAGUCGGUAUGUGAAGAUAUAGAAAAGGAGCAUCCCUCCAUUCAAAAUAGCGACAUUGUUACUUUCUUCCAGGUUGCUCAGGCAGUCACCUCUUUUCAGUUUCACAAGUCUUCGGCUUCUAACCCAGCAACAGGAACAGAAGAAACUUCUGAAAUUUCUACCGAUGAGAAUGCCGGAGGAAACUUUUCUAAGAUUGACAUUUGUGCGCCCAUUGCAGCAACAAUUAAUGACAGAAUGUUUUCGCUUGUCAUUUCAAAAUGGCGCUUUGCUUUUGAUGGUCUGAAGGAAACUAAAGAUUUUAAGUUUCUAUCUGCAGCAGGCUCUCUUGUGAAAACUAUGCUUUGUUUGUUAGAUCUGGUACUUCGAUUGGUACCUGAAGACUCUAGAGAAGCUUUCACUGUCCGCAUCUUGCUUUAUAAGUUGUUUUACGACCAAACUGAUCAAGGGAUGUGUCAGUUCAUCCUGAAUCUGGUGAGAAGUUUUGACACGCACAAGCAACCCAAAAGUGAGCUUGGAGAUCUGGUGGAAAGCAUCCAUGUAAUAGUAGGCCUUAUGGAAAACCUUCAAGGGCGUGGAACUUUGAGGGUUUCAAAAAAGUCAAGAAAAGCAAGAAAGAAAAAGCCCAGGCGAAAUAAGCAGACCACUGUGCAUGACCUGUCUGAAAAUCUUCCAAGUACAUCAAACGAAGCUGGCAUCGCAAAAAGCAUACCGAUGGUUGAUCCAACAGUUUCUACUGAGGAUGGACCAAUCGACCUAGGGACUGAAGCCGAUGAUACUCCACAAACGCACAGCCCUAAAUCAAAUCAUGUGGUCGACGAUAUGUCUUGCGGCACUGACGAUUCUUCUGAUGGCGAAGAGCAAACUGCAACAGAUGAAGUUGAUUUUAAGGUUUCGACAUUUAUUUCUGCUUUUGCAAGCAACAGCAUCAUUCAAAACAUAUGCUGGUUGCUAAAGUUUUACAAAAGCAACCCAAGACAGACGAAUCACCACAUAGUUAGCAUUUUGCGGAGGAUUACAGAAGACUUGGAACUAUCUCCCAUGUUGUAUCAGCUGUCGCUGUUAAUAACAUUCCAUAUGAUCCUUGAUGAGCAGAAAGAUUGUCCUUGUAAAGACUAUGAAAACAUAGUUACCUUCCUGACAGAUCUGGUUAGACAUAUGUUGAAGAAAAUGAAGUCCCAACCUCUUCUCUUUGUGGAAAUUCUUUUCUCAAAGAGUCGCAAAGAAUGCCAUUACAUAAAUGCGGAAUAUAUGUUGCAUGAGCUUGGCCAUCUAAGAAAAAAAAUAGGAAAUCAAGAAAAAGUCUCAGGAACUGAGGAACAUGUUUCGCCGUCGGACAAAGGAUGGACCCACAGAAACUUAGCAGAUGCUCUAGGUGAUGAUGAAGCUGAUGUUGUGAUAUCUUAUGAUCAAGGAUUUCAAAAAUUUCAAAAUGAGGACGAUCACAUUGUGGAAAAUGAAACUGCAGGACCAUCUAAAAGAAAGCGAAGACUUAUUCUUGAUUCUGAUAUGGAGAUAAAAAUUGAAGAGCUAUAUGAAAGGUUCAAAGAUGAUAAGAAUUGCAGCCGGCUUAUUGCCGAAAAUUUGGAUCCUGAAGGUGGAAUUUCUGCUGCACAAGUAACCAACAAGCUUAAACAGCUAGGUCUAGAAACAAGGAAAAGACCUCGGCGUGGUGAUAACUCUCUGGAAGAAAAUGGAAAUGAUGAUCCAGAUCACCUAGAGGCAGCAUCAGACCAGCAACCUUCAAACACCAGAAAAAGAGCGAGUCCCUUUAGCAAAGAACAAGAAACACUUAUUAAGGAGCUAUACGAGAAAUUCAAGGACCAGAGACGAUGCUGUUAUAUGAUUGCCAUUGAAUUGGGAUCUGAGAAUACUUAUACCACUGCUCAAGUUUCACGUAAAUUAAAGCAACUUGGUCUUCGUCUCCCUCGUGGUAAGAAGUCAGAAGCUGGCAUGAUGCUGAAAGAUGACCAUGAUGAUUCUUCAGCAGAUGAAUCUGACAACGAAACGAUAGCAGCAUUCAAAAAAAGGAAGAGCAGACAAACUCGAAAGAUUGAGAAGCAGGCAAGAUCAAGCAAUGAGAUUACUCCAGAAGGUUAUGAAGACAACACAGAAAGGAAUGAAACUAGUCGAUAUAUGUCUAGCAAUGGCAAAGAUGAGGAGAAUGAUCAAACAGAUGUUCGCAUCAGCGAGAAUGCUGCUUCUACUCCAUCUCAAGAAGAUCCAAAUGUUUUCUCAGAUCACGAACUGGAGGAUGAUGAGCUGGCAGACUCCGGUGAUGACACCGCACCUAUAUCUGUGUCCCUUACUCAAAGCCCGCUUAGCAGAAGGAAAAUGAAGAUGGUACUUGAUGUGGACGAUUAAAGACAGCGGGCUAAAACUCUUUUAAAAUUUUGAUAUUUUCCCUUAAAUAAUUUGUGUAAAUUAUUGUAGUUUUUCUUUCAAUGUUUUUCAGAUGUACUUUAGACAAACCAUUAGGUAAGUCUUAUUUUUAAGAAAUUCUCGAGAAAUUUACAAGGAGAAUAAAUAGAAAACCUUUUAACAAACACUAAGGUGCAUUUAAAAAUUUAACAUGAAAACAUCUAAUAUAAAAC
This is a messenger RNA of Thlaspi arvense, 3829 nucleotides long. Lineage: Eukaryota; Viridiplantae; Streptophyta; Magnoliopsida; Brassicales; Brassicaceae. The record is from the annotation of a GenBank genome assembly.